Molecule: messenger RNA, 3755 nt
Organism: Diceros bicornis minor
Lineage: Eukaryota; Metazoa; Chordata; Mammalia; Perissodactyla; Rhinocerotidae
Gene: ALDH16A1
Product: aldehyde dehydrogenase 16 family member A1
Exons: 17
Coding region: 737-3334 (865 amino acids)
Molecular function (GO): oxidoreductase activity, acting on the aldehyde or oxo group of donors, NAD or NADP as acceptor
Source: RefSeq, a predicted model, not a curated record
AGACCUAGGCGUCCUCAGUAACCCCGACGUGGGGCACCUUCGCCGAACUCUGGAGCCUGCUGCCGGGCCCUCAACUGACUCCUGACACCCACUAUUCUGUACGAAAAUCUAAGAAUCUGGCCUGAGACUACAAGUCCACUCAGACCAGACACCGUCGUCAAAUCUGCUGUGAGCCAAUAUCUCUAGAUGCUCCGUAGGUUCUACGCGCCCCAUGUGUUAAUAGCAGCCACACUUCCGGCCUCUGUGUAACCAGGGACUCGAGUAGGCCACCCUUCCGGCUACCCCGACGCUCAUUCGUCAAUCCUGCGACCGCAUUCGCGUUACCGACCUAUCACAGUCUAAGUCUGAAGCCGCGCCUCUCACCUCAACCAAUCAAAACUAAAUCCUGAGUCUGAACCCUAAAUGCCACACUUCCUGUAUCGCUUAAAGCCACACUUCUCCCGACAACCACAUCUGUCUAGGUAACGGGCCAAUCAAGGCUGGCGCACUUUCAAAACCUUAAUUUCGAUGUCCAUCCUCCCUUCUGAUCUCUAAACUAUCACUUCGUCCCAGAGCCAGAUUUGAUUCUCUAGUAAAUGUAUUUCGGACUGAAAGCUGCACUUCCUGUCUCCAAUAUAUGGACAGGGUGGCGAGAAGACACACCAAUAAGGCCACCUUUCUAAAUCUGGAGCCCUCCUAACUAUUUGCAAAGGCACCCACAUUUUCCUUCCCCCUUCCCCUGCUUUGAGGACUGCGCAUGCUCCAAACUAUAUUUCCCACCGCAGGCCUAAAGGCGGGGUCACCGGGUCCUAAGGCGGGGUUACGCUCUAUCCCCCCCCUAGCCCCGCCCUUUGGGCUGGAGUGGGUGGUGCCGACUUCGGACCCCAAGGUUCCCCUUUGGCAGAGCGCCCCGCAGUCCUUCGUGGAAAGCGGCUCAGGCGGGGUGAUGGCUGCGACUCGAGCAGCGCCCCGCGCCCGAGAGAUCUUCUCCACGCUGGAGUACGGACCCGUCCCCGAGAGCCACGCAUGCGCACUGGCCUGGCUGGACACCCAGGACCGGCACUUGGGUCACUAUGUAAAUGGGAAGUGGUUAAAGCCAGAUCACAGGAAUUCAGUGCCUUGCCAGGACCCCAUCACAGGAGAGAACUUGGCCAGUUGCCUCCAGGCCCAGGCCGAGGAUGUUGCAGCAGCUGCAGAGGCAGCCAGGACUGUGUUGGAGAACUGGAGCAGACUCCCUGGAGCCUGUCGGGCCCAGCACCUGACCAGGCUGGCCAAGAUGAUCCAGAAGCACCAGCGGCUGCUGUGGACCCUGGAGUCUCUGGUUACUGGUCGGGCUGUUCGAGAGGUUCGAGACAGGGAUGUCCCACUGGCCCAGCAGCUGCUCCAGUACCAUGCAGUCCAGGCACACAGCCAGGAAGAGGUGCUGGCGGGCUGGGAGCCCAUGGGAGUAAUUGGUCUCAUCGUGCCACCCACAUUCUCCUUCCUUGAGAUGAUGUGGAGGAUUUGCCCUGCGCUGGCUGUGGGCUGCACUGUGGUGGUCCUCGUGCCCCCGGCCUCCCCAACGCCCCUCCUCCUGGCCCAGCUGGCAGGGGAGCUGGGCUCAUUCCCAGGAAUCCUCAACGUGAUCAGUGGCCCUACCUCCCUGGGACCAGUCCUGGCCUCCCAGCCGGGAGUCCAGAAGGUGGCCUUCUGUGGAGUCGUCGAGGAAGGACGUGCCCUUCGGCGGACCCUGGCGGGCAAGGGUCUCGAGCUGAGCCUGGCCCUGGGGGCUGAGUCGCUGCUGCUGGUGACGGAGGCAGCGGACGUGGACUCAGCCGUGGAGGGCGUUGUGGAUGCAGCCUGGUCCGACCGCAGCCCGGGGGGCCUCAGGCUUCUCAUCCAGGAGUCUGUGUGGGACGAGACCAUGAGACGGCUCCAGGCGCGGAUGGGGCGGCUGCGUGCUGGCCGAGGGCUGGACGGGGCCGUGGACAUGGGGGCCCGAGGGGCUGCCGCACGUGACCUGGCCCAGCGCUAUGUGCGCGAGGCCCAGAGCCAGGGCGCACAGGUGUUCCAGGCUGGCGAUGUACCCUCAGACAGCCCAUUCUAUCCCCCAACCUUGGUGUCUGACCUGCCCCCAGCCUCCCCAUGCACCCAGGCAGAGGUGCCGUGGCCUCUGGUGGUGGCCUCCCCAUUCCGCACAGCCAAGGAGGCACUGGCCAUGGCCAACGGGACGCCCCGAGGAGGCAGUGCCAGUGUGUGGAGCGAGAGGCUGGGGCCGGCCCUGGAGCUGGGCUACGGGCUCCGGAUGGGGACAGUCUGGAUCAAUGCCCACGGCCUCAGGGACCCUGCGGUGCCCAUGGGUGGCUGCAAAGAGAAUGGGUCUUCCUGGCACGGGGGCCCAGAUGGUCUGUAUGAGUACCUGCAGCCCUCAGGGACCCCCGCCAGGCUGCCCCACCUUUCCGAGAAUCUCAACUAUGACACUUUUGGCCUUGCUGUCCCCUCCGCCCUUCCGGCUGGGCCUGAAACAGGGCCCAGCCCAGCACCCCCCUAUGGGCUUUUCGUGGGGGGCCGUUUCCAGGCUCCUGGGGCCCGGAGCUCCAGGCCCAUCCAGGAUUUGCAGGGCAAUCUCCAUAGCUAUGUGGCUGAGGGUGGAGCCAAGGAUAUCCGAGGUGCCGUGGAGGCCGCUCACCAGGCUGCCCCCAGCUGGGUGGGCCAGUCGCCAGGGGCCCGGGCAGCCGUGCUGUGGGCCCUGGCAGCCGCGCUGGAGCGCAGGGAGUCUGCCCUGGCCUCGAGGCUGGAGAGGCACGGAGUGGAGCUCAAGGUCGCCAAGGCGGAAGUGGAGCUGGGUGUGAGGCGGCUUCGGGCAUGGGGGGCCCGUGCCCAGGCCCAAGGCCACACCCUGCAGGUCGCAGAGCUGAGAGGCCCCGUGCUCCGGCUGCGGGAGCCGCUGGGCGUGCUGGCUAUCGUGUGCCCGGACGAGUGGCCCCUGCUCGCCUUCGUGUCCCUGCUGGCCCCUGCGCUGGCCCACGGCAACACUGUGGUCUUGGUGCCCAGCGGGGCCUGUCCCAUCCCUGCCUUGGAGGUCUGCCAGGAUAUGGCCACCUUGUUGCCUGCGGGCCUGGUGAACGUGGUGACAGGCGACCGUGACCACCUGACCCGCUGCCUGGCCUUGCACCAGGACGUCCAGGCCCUGUGGUAUUUCGGAUCUGUCCAGGGCUCCCAGUUUGUGGAGUGGGCCUCAGCAGGAAACUUGAAGCCGGUGUGGGUGAACAGGGGCCUCCCACGGGCCUGGGAUCAGGACGCUGAGGGGGCAGGCCCAGAGCUGGGGCUGCGGGCAGCACGGACCAAGGCCCUGUGGCUGCCCAUGGGGGACUGACGCCUGAGCACCACCACUCCAUCUUGGACGGAGGAGAGAUGGAUCCAAACCAACACCAGAUGCCUGAAACUUUCUUCUCAUGGUUCCGUGCUCUCUAAUACACCCUGACCAACCUUGGCUGUGCUUCUGAGGGGAGGGAGAGCAGGCAGCAACUUCUGGUCUAUUUGAGGCCAUUUUAGUUCUGACUCUCGGCAGCCCCGAGGGCUGGUUCCACUACAGCACAGAGUUUAUGAAACAGAUAAGGGGACCCUGGAAUCCACAGCCGGGGCCCUGGGGCCUCUCGUCUCUUCCGAUCUGCUCCAUCUGGCGGCGGCUGCUCUUUGCCUUUGUCUGCGUACACGUUGCCGCAGAAUCCAUAGUGUGCUGGUACGAAAUAAAAUGCAGUAGCUCUCUGGAAUAAAAUAAAAGCCCUGGUAAGUAA